Messenger RNA from Cucurbita moschata (crookneck pumpkin), 1426 nucleotides. RefSeq lists its product as uncharacterized. NCBI's taxonomy places the organism in Eukaryota, Viridiplantae, Streptophyta, Magnoliopsida, Cucurbitales, Cucurbitaceae. Bases 216 to 1184 code for a protein of 322 amino acids. The transcript is spliced from 7 exons. The record is from RefSeq and is a predicted model, not a curated record.
UAGAGAUUGAAGAGAUGUUGUAUAGUGAUUGAAAACUGGGUAAGGUCGAGUCAGGAUGAUCGAGAAAUUUCAUAGAGAGCAAAUGCAAAUUCUUCAUUCCUUCUUCUCCUGAACCAACUCCUACUCGGCCUUCGCAAAAAUUAGAAUCCACAUACCCUUUCUAAUUCCUUCGAUCGAGCAAGUUUUCGCUGUGCAUAAUCGUUGAGGGCGCCGUCAUGUUUUUUGAGAUACUCUGUGGUUUCAUAGCGUUUAGAUUGCUCAGACGAUUCUUUGGUCAAAGAGAUGAAUUGGAGAUCGAGACCUCUGAUUCUAAUGCCCUAUUCGCCGUUGCUUCGAGAUUAGAAAAGAUUUAUAGUGGAAAGAUUUUUGUGGGACUUCGAAUUCCAGAUGCUGACACUGGCUUGCGACAGAGUAUUGAUAUGGUGCUUGUAACCAAAGGGGAAGCAGUGGUGGUAUUGGUAAAAAAUCUUUCAGGUUUUGUUUCUGUGAGUGCUGAUGGCAGCUGGAUCUGUGAAGGCGACGGUAGACAAAAGUCAGAGAUUCUGCCUGAUCCGGUGGCUGAGACACGAAGAUGGGCCUCAAUUCUAGAGUCAUACCUUGAGCGGAGAGGAGUUGCACUGCCAGAAGGAUAUUUGUCGUGGAAAGUUUUGCUUCCCAACCCAAAAUUCCGAACAGUCCAUUCAAACUAUUUUCCUUCUGAAGUCAUCACAUAUGAUCAGUGGAUGCAGUUGAAACCAGAACCAAAAAGCAUGUUCUCUGGUUGGAUAAAGAGUGCUUUGCGUGGAGGGAAAAAAGAGAUACAGGAAUCGAAGGAUGAGAAGCUAAAUUUUGUCCUCAACACUGCACCCAUGUGGGAUAGGUUGGAAUUAAAAGGAAAUAACCUUGUUCUGGGAGAAUUCCUGGAGUUCAAAGGGAAGAAAGAAGAUAUGCAGGCCUUGAGAGAGAUCAAAAGAUCAAAAGUUAGUUGCAUAGUCAUCCAGAAGAUGAGAACGAUCGGAUUUGGUCCUUCAAGACUUCGUGUUUUAUACUCUACUCGGAAUUAUCAAAAUGAGGGGACCUCUGCUUCCGAGUGGAAGGAAAUAACAAUAGGAUCCAAUACAAUGGUAGUAUUUCAGAUGGAAUAUUCUUCUAAAGUUCGAAAAAUCAAGAUCUCUUCAAUUGUAUCUCUAUCACUAAGCGCCUGAAGAUGUCUGGUCAGUGUUAUUAUUUUUAAUUUUGAUCAUAACACUAUUGAGGCUUACUGAGUUGAGAAGAACAGCGUUUUUGAUAUUUUCUUUUUUGUUUUUAUAUAUAUAUAUAUAUUUGGUCUCUCUUCCUUCUUAAAUGUGUUUAUAUCAUAUAUCGUCGAGGCUACCUACGUAUAUGUCUUUGAAACAGUGUAUACAUACGAUUUAUUUAUAUUUGGGCCAUUUGUGCUCUUAAUAUC